Bufo bufo (common toad) is the source of this 2869-nucleotide messenger RNA. It is a transcript of the gene ESF1, whose product is annotated as ESF1 nucleolar pre-rRNA processing protein homolog. NCBI's taxonomy places the organism in Eukaryota, Metazoa, Chordata, Amphibia, Anura, Bufonidae. Gene Ontology annotation, biological process: rRNA processing. The record is from RefSeq and is a predicted model, not a curated record. The coding region runs from base 128 to 2578 and encodes 816 amino acids. The transcript has 14 exons. Gene Ontology annotation, cellular component: nucleus. Gene Ontology annotation, molecular function: RNA binding.
AGGUCACAGCCGCGCAAGGGAUUGCUGGGAGGAAUCACAUGGUGAUCGGGCUGUAGGAAGGAGGUAAGCGCUCGGGCGGUUCUUCAUCUGUUUCAGUGUCUUCGUCUGGCCUAUUAAUAUUGAUAAGAUGGCAUCAAACCAAGAACUUACCUCUGACCAACGAUUUAGUCGGGUCACAAAAGACCCUAGAUUUUGGGAGAUGCCAGAAAAAGACAAGAAAAUUAAAAUUGAUAAACGUUUCCGGGCUAUGUUCCAUGACCAGAAGUUCAAUCUUCAAUACACUGUGGACAAACGGGGGCGUCCUGUCAACCACAACACCACAGAAGACCUGAAACGCUAUUAUGAUCUUUCUGAUUCCGACGAGGAUGUGUUACCCGAUAAAGAAACUGCUCUAGAUACCAAGAAAGAGAAGAAGAAAGCAAAACAGAAGAAGAAAGAUGAGCCAGAGUCCAAAAACACCUCUGCAAAAAUCAAGGAGAAAAAAGGUGCAGUAACGCCUGAGGAAGUGAAUAAGAGCAAAGUCGAGAAAAAAGUGAAAACUAAAGGAAAUAUUCUGCUUAAGCAAAUAAACAUAGAGGAAGAAGUCAAGACUAAGGAGGAACCAUCCACCAGUGUCACCACAAAAAGCGGUCAGAAGUCUACAAAAGUCAUAGAGCAAGAGGAAUCGGAGGAAGAAUCAGGGCUUGAAGAUGAGAGUGAUGAAUACAGCAGUGGUGAAGUCCACUCUCAUGAAGAGAUGAGCGGUAUGGAACUAGAGGAAGAUGAGGAAAGUGAUGGAGAAAGUGAAGAUGGUAAUGAUUCUGAAGGAGAAGAGUCCGAAGAGGCAGAGUCUGAAGGAGCUGAGGAUGAUGAUGAGGAGGCUAGUUCUGGAGAAGAGGAGGACAGUGACAGUGGUCCAGAUCUGGCCCGAGGUAAAGGAAACAUUGAAACCAGUUCUGAAGAAGAAGACGAUGAAGAGGAUGAUGAGCUUGACUUGAGAAAAGAAGUUGAAAUUGAGCAUUCUUGGAGAGAAAUGGACAAAGAUGCUCCUCGCGGGGAUGAGGUGACCAGACGAUUGGCUGUUUGUAACAUGGACUGGGAUCGACUGAAAGCUAAAGACCUGCUGGCGCUCUUCAACUCCUUUAGACCUAAAGGCGGGAUUGUGUUUUCUGUAAAGAUUUACCCCUCAGAGUUUGGCAAGGAGAAACUGAAGGAGGAAGAACUUCAUGGACCUUCAGAACUAAAGAACAUAUCAGAAGAUGUAUCAGAAGAACAAAAACUUAACAAGGAGCGGUUGCGUGAAUACCAGUUUAAACGUCUGAAGUACUACUUUGCGGUGGUAGAGUGUGACACCCCAGAGACCGCCAAUAAAAUCUACGAGGAGUGUGACGGGCUGGAGUUCGAAAGCAGCUGUUCUUUUGUAGAUCUAAGGUUCAUUCCUGAUGAAGUGCAGUUUGACGAUGAGCCUAAAGAUGCGGCUGUGGACGUGGACCUCUCUGCUUAUACACCAAAAUAUUUCACAUCUGCAGCUAUGGUAACUUCUAAGGUGGAGUUGACUUGGGAUGAAACUGAUCAGGAGCGAGUCACAACUUUGAAUAGACCCUUCAAAAAAAAUGAAAUUCUUGACAUGGAUUUUCAGGCAUAUUUAGCAUCCUCUAGUGAAGAAGAAGAGGAGAUUGAACAAGAAACAGAAGUUUCUGCUAAGCCUGAAGAUGUGAAGUGUAAAAAAGGCUCAAAAGAUGAUGACGAACAAAUAGAACGCUACAGGCAGCUGGUUAAAGGCAUCCAGGAAAAAGAGAAGAAGCAGCAGGAAAAGGAUGUAGAAAUGGAAGUAAAGUGGGUGCCGGGGCUCAAGGAAAGCGCAGAACAGAUGGUUAAAAACAAACUAGAAGGAAAAGAUAAACUAACUCCAUGGGAAAAGUACCUGCAGAAGCAAAAAGACAAAAAGAAAUUGAAGAGGAAGAAGAAGGAGAGUGUAGAAGAGUCUACCGAUGAGGAUGACGUCCCAUCUGAUGUUGAUUACAAUGACCCAUUCUUCUCUGAGGAGCUGAAGAAACCAGGUCUGCAGAAGACAUCUGUUGGUGGUAAGAAACAGGAGGACCAGGAGUCAUCUGCAGAUGAAGAAGAGAAAGAAAAACAGAAAGCGGAAAUGGCAUUGCUCAUGAUGGACGAUGUUGAGGACGAGCGUAAGCAUUUCAAUUAUGAUCAGAUCGUAGAGCAGCAGAACCUAAGUCGCAGCAAGAAGAAGAAGCUGAAGAAGAAAGAUAAACUGGUGGAAGAUGACUUCCAGAUAAAUGUUGAAGAUUCAAGAUUCCAGGCGCUGUACACAUCACAUUUAUACAACGUGGAUCCUUCAGAUCCCAACUUCAAGAAAACCAAAGCCAUGGAAAAAGUAUUAGUAGAAAAAGCAAAGAGGAGAGAAAAAGAGCAGAAGAAUUACACAGAGACCGUAAAGAGACAGCAGGAAAACCUGGAGACUGGUGAUAAAACAGGAAAAUCCGCUAGAAAAGCAGUAGAUCCAGCUCUGUCGUUACUGCUGAAAUCCAUAAAGACUAAAACCCAGCAAUUUCAAGCAUCAAAAAAACAGAAAACAAAAUAGUUCUUGGACUCUGACAGAUGUACAUGUCACUCAGUGGGGGAGAUUUAUUAAACUGGUGUAAAGUAGAACUGGCUUAGUUGCCCAUAGCAACCAAUCAGAUUCCACCUUUUUUAUUUUCCAAUUGAGCUGUAAGCUGGAUUUCUGAUUGGUUGCUAUGGGCAACUAAGCCAGUUCAACUUUACACCAGUUUGAUAAAUCUCCCCCAGCAUCCUACAACACACAGGUCUCUGAAGAAGAGACAAUUUUCUGUACUGUAUAUAGCUGCACAGAAAUAAACCGCUUUAUAGUUCA